CCAUUGCACACUUCGAUGAACUCGAAAACGUGUACGAUGUGCGGGUGCCGUACUCCCCGCAGGAUGGACAGCUCUCGAGGCAGGAACUUGUUGACGAAGUCCGGAGGCGCUCGCCGGCGGUCCACCACCUUGAUGGCCACCGUCCCUUUAUACUUCUUGGAGGUGGCCACUUUCACCUUGGAGUAGCUGCCCUCACCUAUCGUGCGGCCCAGCUUAUAGCCAAGUUCGCUCAGGAGUUUGUCGCCCGACAUGGUGGCGCCCGGGGCGCGCGGGGAGCAGGAGGCGGCUGCUGUCGGGGGGCGGCCGGACUCCAAUCUCGGGCCUAACCCAUGGUGCUUGGCACCUGCACCCCCGUGCCCCCAUGUGCCCACUCCCAAGGCCCUACAGCCGCGAUGACUUUUAUUGCCCGGGUAACAAUUUCUGCCUUGUGAAGUGACUGCGGGCGUCACUCGGCCUUGGGGCGGGGACCCUCCCUCCCCCGCCCCGCGGGCUCCCUAAACCCUUCUUAGGCUUUGUGACUCAAUCGCCCUUAAUGGUCAGUUCCUCGUGAGAAGUCACUGGCGAGGAGACUGCCCACUGAUGUGGAACAGGACAAGUCCCUCCCUGAAGUGAUGGUGCUCAGGUGGGUGGGAACCAGCCUGUUGCCUCGAGCCUGGCUACCAUGGCUCACGAAAGAAAGGAACCUCCUGGGUGACGGAACUUCCGCCACACUCAAAAUGGUGGUCGCGCGUUGCCUCACUUCCGCUGGUGGCCGGAAGUUGCGGGUCCUGCAAGUAUGGCGGCGUCGAAGGUGAAGCAGGACAUGCCCCCGCCAGGGGGCUACGGCCCCAUCGACUACAAGCGGAACCUGCCCCGCCGGGGACUGUCGGGGUACAGCAUGUUUGCUGUGGGCAUCGGGGCCUUGAUCUUUGGCUACUGGAGAAUGAUGAGGUGGAACCAGGAGCGCAGGCGCCUGCUGAUUGAGGACUUGGAGGCCAGGAUCGCCCUCAUGCCGCUCUUCCAGGCAGAGAAGGACCGGAGGACCCUGCAGAUUCUCCGGGAAAACCUGGAGGAGGAAGCCAUCAUCAUGAAGGAUGUGCCCAACUGGAAGGUGGGCGAGUCUGUGUUCCAUACCACACGAUGGGUGCCACCCCUCAUUGGCGAGAUGUAUGGGUUGCGCACCAAGGAGGAGAUGAGCAAUGCCAACUUCGGCUUCACCUGGUACACUUAGGGCCUGAGCCAACGCACAUAAUAAAGAGUGGUCAAAUAAAAUGUUGACUCUAUAGUGA
Messenger RNA from Mus musculus (house mouse), 1268 nucleotides. It is a transcript of the gene Ndufa13, whose product is annotated as NADH:ubiquinone oxidoreductase subunit A13. The coding region runs from base 776 to 1210 and encodes 144 amino acids. The transcript has 5 exons. NCBI's taxonomy places the organism in Eukaryota, Metazoa, Chordata, Mammalia, Rodentia, Muridae. Gene Ontology annotation, biological process: mitochondrial respiratory chain complex I assembly; negative regulation of DNA-templated transcription; cellular response to retinoic acid. Gene Ontology annotation, cellular component: nucleoplasm; mitochondrion; nucleus. The record is from RefSeq and is marked validated.